CCCUGCUCCUUCCAGGUUAAAACCCAAACUGCAAUCGCUUAGCAUCAUGUGGCUCUCGGAUUUGCAGAAAAUUGGAGCAAGUUUGACUGCUUUAGGGCUUUUAUUCUUCGUAAUAGGUCUUUUUAUGCUCUUUGAUGGGCCCUUCCUGUCAUUAGGAAACAUCCUCCUGAUGUCGGGCAUCAGUCUAUUGAUGGGUAUAAGCAGGAUGUCGUACUUCUUUCUUCGGAAAGAAAAGGCUUUAGGCACCAUCGGCUUCUUUACUGGUGCUUUGCUGAUUUUCUUUCACUUUCCCAUCGCUGGUUUCUUCAUCCAGCUGUUCGGUUUCAUCAACCUCUUCUCUUCGUCUUUCCCUUUAGUAAAGGGAUUCCUUCGCGGUGUCCCCUUUCUUGGACCACUGUUGAACCAAUUGACCCAUUACAGAGAAAGCCCCGUAUGAGUUGCUACCGACCGUCGAUCUAAGAAAAGUUGUCCUUAUGUGCUUGUGUAUUGUUAAAUUAGUGAAUGCGGAGCAACGGUUCGUUUACUUCCUAAGGGUUUAAAAUGGUUUUUUUAUAUUCCUCACUCCGGAAAUUGGGUGUCCUUCCUUUUGUUUGCUUUAAUAAAAUAAUAUUGUAAAAAACAAAACAUAACAAAUUAAUGAUGAAGAGUAGAAAUUGCUCUUUCAUCAGGGC
Messenger RNA from Schizosaccharomyces japonicus yFS275, 671 nucleotides. RefSeq lists its product as hypothetical. NCBI's taxonomy places the organism in Eukaryota, Fungi, Ascomycota, Schizosaccharomycetes, Schizosaccharomycetales, Schizosaccharomycetaceae. Gene Ontology annotation, cellular component: endomembrane system; Golgi membrane; cytoplasm. The transcript has 4 exons. Bases 47 to 436 code for a protein of 129 amino acids. The record is from RefSeq and is a predicted model, not a curated record. Gene Ontology annotation, biological process: endoplasmic reticulum to Golgi vesicle-mediated transport; vesicle-mediated transport.